Messenger RNA from Microtus ochrogaster (prairie vole), 933 nucleotides. It is a transcript of the gene Arpc4, whose product is annotated as actin related protein 2/3 complex subunit 4. Gene Ontology annotation, biological process: actin filament polymerization; Arp2/3 complex-mediated actin nucleation. Lineage: Eukaryota; Metazoa; Chordata; Mammalia; Rodentia; Cricetidae. The transcript has 6 exons. Bases 94 to 600 code for a protein of 168 amino acids. Gene Ontology annotation, cellular component: Arp2/3 protein complex; actin cytoskeleton. The record is from RefSeq and is a predicted model, not a curated record. Gene Ontology annotation, molecular function: actin filament binding.
GCGGAGACUGCGGCUGCGCCUCUCGCGAAAGGGCAGGCGUCGCGGAGCCGGGCACUUCCGUACUUCCGCUUUCCGGCCCAGACAGCUCCCGCGAUGACUGCCACUCUCCGCCCCUACCUUAGUGCCGUGCGGGCCACACUGCAGGCUGCCCUCUGCCUGGAGAACUUCUCCUCCCAGGUCGUGGAAAGACACAACAAGCCAGAGGUCGAAGUCAGGAGUAGCAAAGAGCUCCUAUUGCAACCUGUUACCAUCAGCAGGAAUGAGAAGGAAAAGGUUCUGAUCGAGGGUUCCAUCAACUCUGUCCGGGUCAGCAUUGCUGUGAAACAGGCUGAUGAGAUUGAGAAGAUUUUAUGCCAUAAGUUCAUGCGCUUCAUGAUGAUGCGAGCAGAGAACUUCUUUAUCCUUCGAAGGAAACCUGUGGAGGGGUAUGACAUCAGCUUUCUCAUCACCAACUUCCACACGGAGCAGAUGUACAAACACAAAUUGGUGGACUUUGUAAUCCACUUCAUGGAGGAGAUUGACAAGGAGAUCAGUGAGAUGAAGCUGUCAGUCAAUGCCCGGGCCCGCAUUGUGGCCGAGGAGUUCCUCAAGAAUUUUUAAAUCAUCUGGCUGGAUCUCGUGGCCUUCCCCCUUGGCCUUCCCUGUGUCUCUGCACAUCUGCGACGGUGUCCUGAAGUCAACCCCGGAGCAGCGGUGCAGCAGCAGCAGGAAGCUGGGUUGGGUGGGCAUCGGAUGCGGGAGGUGGGUGUGGUGUGCUUGCUGGCUGUGCAAAAAGGCAGCAGUGAACCUGCCCCGAGCCCACAAGUGUCUGAUCAGGCUAGCUUCUGAUGUUCAGUCCCCUGGGCCGGGACAGACUUUUUUUUUAAAUGUCUUGAAACCUAAACUCUGUGCUUGUAGAAGACUGUAACCUUUUUGUCUUUUUUUUUUUUUUUU